Messenger RNA from Monopterus albus (swamp eel), 3127 nucleotides. RefSeq names its product guanine nucleotide binding protein (G protein), beta polypeptide 1-like (gene gnb1l). The record is from RefSeq and is a predicted model, not a curated record. Bases 457 to 1464 code for a protein of 335 amino acids. Gene Ontology annotation, molecular function: protein binding. NCBI's taxonomy places the organism in Eukaryota, Metazoa, Chordata, Actinopteri, Synbranchiformes, Synbranchidae. The transcript has 7 exons.
CAUGCUGACAUUUCCUUGCAGCAUACCUGUGGUUGGUUGGGUUUCCACUGAGGCCUGGCUUACAAACAAAAUAAAAGUCUGAGCUGGUUCCUCCUGCCUCUGGGAUCACGGCUGUUGAUCACAAGAGGAGUGAGGAGCCUGAGUCUCCGUCUGUUUACUGUAAUUAGGCUGUCACAGGUUGUGAUUUAUGACGUAUUGAGUAAGAGAGGUGUUGUCAUGUAGGCUAGGAGGAGUGAGACUGAGGGAGAGAAAGUGCCACAGGGUUUGUAGCUACUAACAAUAGAGAAAAUACGGUGCAUUAAAUGUUACUGGCUGGUGUCUGGAAGCAAAAGGCUUCAAGGCAAGGGAGGAGCUGCUGUCUGACAGUCUGCUCAGUGUUGGUGCAUAAAAUGAGUGGGCGUCAUGACAUGGGAUUGUGACCUUUUUGCAGCCAUACUUUGAUUCCAUCGCCCAGGGAUGUCUCGUCCUCCUCCAUCCCCCAUUUUCACCUUGAGGGGGGCCGGAGGGCCCCUCAACACCCUGCACUUCAGCUGCCGUGGAGGGGACACUCCUCUUCUGUUUUCUGGGUCAGGGAAGGGUGCUGUCCAUAUCUGGAAUCUGAACACCAGGAGGCCUGAGAAGAUUGUAGAAGGUCAUUCUGGUAGCUCGGUCAUCUGGGUCAGCACACUCCAGUCGACAGAUACCCUCAUCAGUCAGGGACGGGACAUGCAAGUCUGUUUGUGGGAUCUGAGUGAAGGUCGCAGUGAAGUGGUAGACUCCGUGUGGACCGGCAGUGUUGGAUUUUGUCAGUGCUCCCUGCUGGAGACGAGCCCCGGGACCUUCCUGCUGGCCUUUGCUGGACAACAGACAGAGGAGAUCAAGAUUAUUGAGCUGCCCUGUAAGAUCUCAGUCUGCACCCUGGUACCAGAUGCUAAGCUGGGGAUGGUGAUGUGCAUAAAACUGUGGCAGCCAGUUUCGGGUCCUGGACCUCUCCUGUUGGCUGGUUAUGAGGAUGGUUCUUUAUUGCUGUGGGACGUAAGCCAGAGGUCCAAGCUGAGCCAUGCCAAAGCCCACCCUGAACCUGUCAUGUGCCUGACCUGGGACACUGACCGUCUGAAGGGCGUAUCGGGCUCCUCUGAGAAGAAACUGGCCUCCUGGAUGAUGGACACACACAAGAACCUGCAGCUCCAGGACUGUGUGACGCUGGUCAACCCUGGGGUUUCCCAGCUGUGUAUCAGGGAGGAUGGUAAGCUUCUGGCGUCAGCAGGCUGGGACCACCGGGUGCGCGUGUUUGGCUGGAAGAAGCUGCGGCCACUGGCAGUGCUUCAGUACCACACUGACAUGGUGCUAAGUGUAGCUUUCUGUGACCACCAGGACCCUAGACAAAGACUGCUGGCUGCCGGAUCCAAGGACCAGAGGAUCAGCCUGUGGUCACUAUACAAUGAAGGGGCCAGCGCUGAGCCUCUGAGCUCUGGGAGGAUAUAGAUACUUCUAGCCAGUACUUUAACUGUCAUCUGUACUGAUGUAAUGUGCUAGUUUGCACCUCUCUUGUAUGACCAUUUCACUGAAGAUACAGAGCUAAAAAAAAAAAAAAGAAUACCCAGUGAUCUUUGAUAAACCCCGCAGAACAUUUAACACGGUUCCAAGUAUUUCCAGAAGAGCAAAGGCUCUUUUAACCAUCUGGGUGAACAAUAUUCCUUCCUGUGCACAAUAAAAAUGAUUUUAAUCCAUUUCCCAAGUUGCAGGAUGCCAGAGAUGGCAUACAUUAUUGUAUCCUUUGCACAGUUCAUGUUACUGUUUAGAUAGUGCUGUCAGUUUUGUUGGUAUAUAUUGUUUCUUUCCAAUAUUUUUAUACUAAAUGUGUUUUACAAAAGAACAAGUUGCAACUUGAGAAAUUAGUAAAAAAAUAAAAGGUUUUCAUCAGGUGGUGGAUAGAAUAUGAUUUUCAUUGAAAUGGUUGGGAAUCUUGGAGACUUUUUGAAAUACCUUCAUAGCAGCAAAUGAUAAACAGCUUACUGUUUUUUUUGUUUUUUGUUUUUUUGAAAAAUGGAUGCUCAAGGUGCACAAAUUAGGGUUUGUAGUCACCAGUCAGUAAGAGGCCUUAUCAGUGUGUUAUGAUUUAUUUGCUUCUAAGAGACAUACAGUGAGUAUGCGAUGACUGUGAAGAUGAAAGGUAAGUAUUAGUUCAGCACUUGUCAUUUUUGCAUUACAAAUCUAACCUGUCAGAGCUGUACAGACUUCGUUUUGCUAUCGGGUCAGUUGAAAUAAUGAAUGGGUUUUAAAUAGUUAAAUAGGCACUAGCUCACUUUUUCUGCCCGCUGUUUGCUGAAAGCCUGAUGUGAUGCUGUGUGCAGCUAUGUGAUUGUGUUGACUUAUCUGAUAGGAGAUUUGCUUCAGUGGACUUGUAUUUGAGGUAUACGACGCACCUGAGCAGCUGCGUAAUCCUAUGUUGUUAUUCCAGCAGGUCUUGGCUUAACACACAGGCCCUCCAGCCUGACCUGAGCUGUAUUUGUCAGACAAGGUUAAUCACAGCAGGGACAUGGAGAAUAAAGAGAGGUUGCUUUAGUAAAGGUGCUGAUCUGCAUUUGUUUUCCUUGGUCAUAGCAUAAUUUGUCUAUGAGCUGGUUUAUUUUUCUUACUUGGUGUAUCUUGAGAAAAAUUGAAAACGCCUACACCUAACAUCGAACUCAAGUAAAAAGUAAAUUGAAAUAUAUAACAGCCUUUAUAAUUGAAUAGUCAAUAGACUUUCAAUAACCUCUGAGUUUACCUCACAUGGAAUACAAAUAUAGAUGCCUCUUUAAGAAACUGACAUUUUUCAAGAAGGUGGUCAAGGUUGUAAAAGUCUCAUAGAAAACAGAGGUGGUGUUUUUAUUGCCCGCUGUCUCUCUGCGAGUCAGUGAGGAGCAUGGGAGCUCAUAGGCUAAGGCCCAGGCCUUCAUACACUCGACGUUUUGCUCCAUAGAGUCUUUUCGUCUCCUGGGAUGAGCCAAGUUGAGAAGCUCAUCAAGCUGUACAGGAAAGGCUUGAGAAAUCAAAGCGGCUGACUAACAUAAUGGCCACGACUCAUUAGCAAACAGAGGAAAGAUGAGGUCAUUUGCUAGACAAGCUGCCUUGCCGGCCGUGACACUGCUAUCAUGUGGAAAAGUGU